AUGCUUCCUGCCAAAGCUAAGAUUAUUCCCGAGCUCUCUGCUGAUCUUGACUAUUCAUUAUUUUGUUGUGAUAAUGACGAUGCAUGCUCGAGUGGAGACGAAUCCGAUCCUAUCCGAAUCCAAGAGAGCUCGUGGAUUGAGGAGGCCGAGGCACUUGCAGGGCAGGAAAUCGGAGUGGACUUGUCGAGCUUCAUUCUGGAGGGUAAUUAG
Molecule: messenger RNA, 210 nt
Organism: Perkinsus marinus ATCC 50983
Lineage: Eukaryota; Perkinsozoa; Perkinsida; Perkinsidae
Exons: 2
Coding region: 1-210 (69 amino acids)
Source: RefSeq, a predicted model, not a curated record